AUGGGCGCACUAAGCACACUAUGGCCCGGCGAUAAAUUUGGGAGCAAAAAGGUCGUGUUUGGCGGUUCUGUGGUUUCAUGUGUUGGAGCUGCGAUUCAAUUGUGGUGGGUCGGUAAAAUUUUCACCAGCAAGGAACUGGCUUUUGUCACAGCUACCGUGCCAAUGUGGCAGUCUGAAUUUGCCAAGCCCAUCGACGAGUGUGUCUUUGCUGGAAUUCUCGGGGCAUUUAUCAUAAACCUGCCCGAGUCGCCGCGACGGCCGGUCAAGAACGGUCGGAUCGAGGUAUCCAAGGCCAUCUUUGCUGCACUCGACGGUAUCCCGAUUUACGACCCACAUGUUUUCAAUGCAUGUCGAGGAAGUCCUUUCGGUGCUCGAGCAGAAACAGGGCAGUCGGCUCUCUCUAAAAAUGAUUGGCACCCAGGGGUCUAA
Molecule: messenger RNA, 429 nt
Organism: Penicillium argentinense
Lineage: Eukaryota; Fungi; Ascomycota; Eurotiomycetes; Eurotiales; Aspergillaceae
Exons: 3
Coding region: 1-429 (142 amino acids)
Biological process (GO): carbohydrate transport
Cellular component (GO): membrane
Molecular function (GO): carbohydrate:proton symporter activity
Source: RefSeq, a predicted model, not a curated record